This is a messenger RNA of Alternaria ventricosa, 1080 nucleotides long. RefSeq lists its product as uncharacterized. The transcript has a single exon. The record is from RefSeq and is a predicted model, not a curated record. Bases 1 to 1080 code for a protein of 359 amino acids. NCBI's taxonomy places the organism in Eukaryota, Fungi, Ascomycota, Dothideomycetes, Pleosporales, Pleosporaceae.
AUGGAACAAGAGUCAGCGGUUUCAAAGUCGAAUGAGACGGUUGAAGGAGAUCCCAAUAUCUCUGAAAGCCCAAUCGAAGCACACUCAGGUCCGUCUAUAUCAACGAAACGUCGCACAAACCGCGAGUUAGCUAGGAUAGCCCUGGUGUGUGCAAACGGCACAGGUAUGACCGCGUUGGAGAUAAUCGACUGGUUGGCUUUGAGGUUCUCCCACUUGAAAAAGGGUCAAGGCGGCUGGGAAAAGAGUGUUAAGUCCGUUCUCUCCUUUCAACCUGAGUUCUACGGCGUGAAGCCUUCAAGACGGCCAUAUGAACGGAUUGUGUACAACUUCACCAGCACAGCCAAUAGGGCGAAAUACGAAGAAGAGUACCACGAGUACCUUCCUUUGGCUUCAGUACCGGGACCCCAGGACGGUCACGGGAAGGCCGGGAAGAGUGCACCACAGCGUUCUGUAGCGGACAAUGUCAUGCAGCCCGAGGAAAUCCAGGAUGAACAACCAAUUCAGACCAAGAGAAGAACUGCCAGAGCUAUCAAGAGUGCACCAAGCCGCCGGAAUGCUAUAACUGACGAUUCUCUACCGACAUUAUUGGUGGAGGAGGUUACUACAGAUGCUGAACCAGGAUUCAACCCAUUCGAGCGUGCUACUGUCUCACGUCCGACAAGGGCGCCUUUCGACGAUCUGGAGGCCCAACGCGGAACGGACUUCCGUAGUGCAUACUCGCCCAACACAGCGCCCUCCAUUGAGACGAUGACUUCGGAGGAGAAGGCUGCAAAGAUUGCAGAGAUCAGAGCUAGGCCAUCACGGAAGCAGUUCUUCGGAGCGAACUGGCGUUUGGCACAUGUGCGAAAAUACGGGCGGGAGGAUAUCCACGAUGAAAGCGAUGGUGCAUGGAAGUCCCACCACACAACGGAGAGAUCGACGGCGGAUCGCAACUCUGCUACGAACGAUCGCGACGAGAAUCAGUCUUUGCUACAGGUCUUCAAUCUUCCGGCCAAUACGCGCCCUUUCAGUGACGGCAACGAGCUGGUUUUUCGGAACGUCACAUCGGUAAGUGACACCACACCCAGUCUUCCAGGGUAA